CAGCAGGAGGAUGAGCACCUGAGGGAACGUCUCAGUUUAUGUAAUAACGCCAUGGGAUUAGGAAGUGCACGCAACGUGAACUGUUGACGAUUCAACUGUACUUUAUUUCACAUUUUUUUGUCAGUGAACAGUAACUUCCCUGGCAGUACACUGGACCAUGGCGGGUGGUAUCUCUGUGGCUCUGAUAGCUUCUGCAUUAAUGUCGCUGACGUCAGCACAGCUCCCUUUGACUCCAGCAAGCGAACAAAAAGUGGAUGGGACGCCGGCGAGAAGAGUGUGUUACUUCGAGUCGUGGGCGGUGUACAGGCCGGACCCCGGAAGGUAUGACGUGGAGGACGUGCCGGCGCACCUCUGCACGCACGUCGUCUACACCUUCGUCGGCGUCUCGAACGUCACUUGGGAGGUCCUCCUGCUGGACUCCACGCGUGACAUCACCAACAACGGCUUCCGGCGAACCGUGGGCCUUCGCGCCCGCAACGCCGGACUUCGCGUGCUUCUGGCGGUGGGCGGCUGGAACGAGGGCGGCGCUAAAUACUCCCAGUUGGCCGCCCUCAAGCCCAGGAGAGACGCCUUUGUCAACAGCGUCGUUCAGUACCUGUGGGAUUAUGGCUUUGACGGACUAGACCUGGACUGGGAAUAUCCAGGGUCACCAGAGAGAGGAGGAUUACCCCAGGAUAAGGACAACUUCCUUGCCCUGAUCGAGGAACUACGGGCAGCCUUCACAACAGUAGGUUUGGGUUGGGAGUUAACAGCAGGCGUCCCAGUGUCCAGGUUUCGUCUGGACGCUGGUUACCAUAUACCCCAACUGUGCAGGGCCCUGGAUGCAGUUCACCUCAUGACGUACGACCUAAGAGGUGAUUGGGUGGGUUUUGCAGACGUCCACAGCCACAUGUACCCACGACCUCACGAUUCGCCUUACUACGGCCAGUUUAAUGUCAACGACGGCGUACAGUUGUGGCUGGACUACGGUUGCCCCCGAGAGAAGCUGGUUCUCGGGGUCCCCUUCUAUGGGAGGACCUACACGCUACUGGACCCUGCCAAUAACACCAUGGGCUCAGCCAUCUCCGGACGAGGGCAGCCGGCUCCUUUCACUCGCGCUGAAGGCUUCAUGGCUUAUUUUGAAAUUUGUAGAUAUCUGAUCGACGACCCAGAGUGGAUCCAGGAAUACGAUACCUUCGGUCUUGUGCCUUUCGCCUACAGAGGCGAUCAAUGGGUGGGCUAUGACGACCCUGCGAGCGUCCGACAGAAGAUGGACUUCAUUCGCGCUCAGGGCCUCGGCGGCGCCAUGACGUGGGCCAUCGAUCAGGACGAUUUCAACGGCUGGUGCGGCCUAGGGGUUAAUCCACUGAUGUCGGAACUUUAUCAAGGAAUGAAAGACUACGUGGUGCCUUUCCCUUCCGGAAUAGACAGAAGGCAAAAUGACGUUGGUGUUCCUUCUGUUAGCGGGAAUGCCAGCACCUUUGGUCGUACAUCGGGCUCACCCUUGCGGAACGGGAAUGGACAAGGUGAUCCUUCAACUCGCACGGGAAUCGUGGUCUCUGCUGCGUUCGAUCCUCCAUCCUUCAACCUCCCUGGAGUAAGGACAACCACGGAGGCUGACCUGUUUGUAAGGAACCCGUUUUUCAGAGACCGCGACCUGGGAAUUAACCCCUUCUACACGAGCACUCAAGCCCCGAGUGCCGGUCAGAGCACCACGAUCAGGCUCUCUACACCCGACCCGUUCCCACAGGUCAAAGUUCUCGACGAUAACAUGAUACCCAGCAGUGAUACCCCGGAGAAAACGGCCGAGAUGCCCAAUAGCGAAACCCCGGAGAGAACGGGCGUGACCACCGCACCGAGGACGAGGAACUUCCGAAGGGGAAACAGAAGACAGAACAGAAAUAAGGUUAACAGGAGAGUGGCGCUCAAUGUGACAGGCAAAAACUGAUUUGUGUGGGUAGUAUGGAAGGAGUUCGUAGUAUAAGGUUUAGCUUUAGUUUAAAGUGGUGUAGGUUUAGCUUUUUACGUUUUAAAGGAAGUAGGGUCUAUAUUUCAAGUUAACUAAUUUGUUAUGACUUUUUUAUCAUACAUUGAGAGAACGUGAUUUUGUUCUAGCUAUUACCAUCAACAACUCAACACUUUUCUCUUUAGGAAGCAAUUACAUUUUUAAACAUGACUACAAUAAGUGUAUGUUUGCAUUUAAAUAAGGACUGCAUUUACCACGGACAUUACUAUAUAUGUCCUUUGUAACAGAAGCCUCGAGAUUUUCCCCAUUGAUAAGCAAAUCGAUGCAAACGUUGCUCAGUUCGUCUUCCAGCUAGUGUGUUACGUCCUUUCAUUGGAAAAGGCAGCUAUAUUGUAUGAAUCUUCUAGUAAAUAGUUAAUUUUA
Penaeus chinensis is the source of this 2368-nucleotide messenger RNA. Its product is annotated as endochitinase-like. Gene Ontology annotation, molecular function: chitinase activity; chitin binding. The transcript has 11 exons. Gene Ontology annotation, cellular component: extracellular region. The record is from RefSeq and is a predicted model, not a curated record. Bases 158 to 1927 code for a protein of 589 amino acids. Gene Ontology annotation, biological process: carbohydrate metabolic process; chitin catabolic process. Lineage: Eukaryota; Metazoa; Arthropoda; Malacostraca; Decapoda; Penaeidae.